AUGGCCGAUGAUCAAUUGGCUGCAGUGGACAGGCAAGGCCGGUCGACAAUGCCUCUAUUCCGGGCAGGGCGCACAGUGCGCUCCGCCUCAAUUUCUUCUGCCGUAAGGCUGCUUGAUUUCAAUCCUGCAGCGGGAGUUUGGCAAGCCACAGGAACCGCUAUCGCGCACGCCCCAAAUUUCGCGGAUCUGAGAUCAUCCGACGAGGUGGCAUUUGAUUUCCACGCUCGCUGUGUACGUCGAAGGAACACUCAACCUACGAUUGACGGCCCACUUCCACGAAGAGCGACAGCCCCCACGAUUAGUUCUGGCCCUUUGGAAGUAGAGGACCAAGAGCUUUCUCUCGGAGCUCCCCCCAAUAGCAAUCAUUUUGCAGAUGUUCCUGCGGGAGCAAUUUCAUGGGGCGACACAUGCAAAAGAAUGUCGCUUGUGGCUUGGAGAUUCCUCUGCACACCUACGGGCUUGUUCAUAGCUCUUUAUGGCCUUAACGUAAUUGCUUGGGGUGCUAUGCUAUUCUUUCUCUUGUUGAACGUGGGAUCCAUGAGUAAGGAGAAGAAAGAAGUAUGGAUUGAAAUAGAUUCGCAGAUCCUGAAUGGCUUAUUCUGCUUGACCUCGUGGGGUCUGGCACCAUGGCGAAUUCGCGACACAUAUUGGCUACUCGAAUGGCGCCUGCGCACCGGCACCUUCGACUCUGACGAAUUGACCUUCCAAACGACGCUGACCGGUAAGGUUGCGCCGCCUACCAGCGAAUGGAAAAUGGACUUCGUCAUCAUCAAUUUGCUAUUGAACACUCUCUUCCAGGUAGGCAUGGCGGCUUUUAUGUGGUGCUAUGACCGGCACAAUCGCCCAAGCUAUGGAGUCGGCCUUUUCAUUGGCCUAGGUUGUUUCAGCUCCCUUUUGGCUGGGGUGAUGUCAUGGUGGGAGGGACGAAAAGUCAAGCGGAUUGAAGGGUCUCUUGUAGAGGAUAUGCAGGAAAGCCAAUAUCAGGUGGUUGAUCCUGUUUGA
Aspergillus niger is the source of this 1002-nucleotide messenger RNA. RefSeq lists its product as uncharacterized. Bases 1 to 1002 code for a protein of 333 amino acids. The record is from RefSeq and is a predicted model, not a curated record. The transcript has 2 exons. NCBI's taxonomy places the organism in Eukaryota, Fungi, Ascomycota, Eurotiomycetes, Eurotiales, Aspergillaceae.